AUGGCCGAGGUGCCCCGGCGGAAGGGCCCCAAGGGCCUCCAUGUCGUCGCAGCCAUCGUGGCGCUGUCCGUCUUCUCCUUUUCGAUCUCAUGUAGGUCAGCGCUCGCAGUCGGCAAGGCCGCGAGCGUAGCCUUGCAUACGGUCCUUCCGCAGCCCGAGUUACUCGGGAAGCCACAUUUGAUUGGUUUCUAUGCGGAGCAGUCGAUGGAGGCCAAGCGCAUGAGAUACCUUGGAGGCUUGCUGGAGAAGGAGAUCCCCGGCACCAAGAUCGUGUGGCUGGAGGCCUGGGACAAUCCCUUGAACGAGCGUUUGCGAGCGACCAUUGACCUCAGGAAUCAGUGCGGGGGAGUCCCUUAUCUCUUCAAUCGCAAGACUGGCAAGGUCUUGUGUGGUGUUGUGGCCUAUGACAAGCUUAGGGCUUGGGCCCAGGGCUUGGGCGGUGAUGCACGCAUCUACCGGGACAUUGGCCAGUGA
Molecule: messenger RNA, 474 nt
Organism: Durusdinium trenchii
Lineage: Eukaryota; Dinophyceae; Suessiales; Symbiodiniaceae
Source: the annotation of a GenBank genome assembly